This is a messenger RNA of Cylas formicarius (sweet potato weevil), 829 nucleotides long. Its product is annotated as uridine diphosphate glucose pyrophosphatase NUDT14-like. The record is from RefSeq and is a predicted model, not a curated record. Gene Ontology annotation, molecular function: UDP-sugar diphosphatase activity; metal ion binding. The transcript has a single exon. Lineage: Eukaryota; Metazoa; Arthropoda; Insecta; Coleoptera; Brentidae. Bases 167 to 814 code for a protein of 215 amino acids. Gene Ontology annotation, biological process: ribose phosphate metabolic process; nucleoside phosphate metabolic process.
AUUGCAAUUUCCCAAGUGCUUGAUCCUCUGCUAAUUUUCUACGUUUUUAUUGUCUAUUUUAUACUCUGCAGGAUGUUUCUGUAUUCUGUGUAUCUAACCUCUGCAAAUUUAAUGAUGUUUCAGUGUUUGCUUUAAAAAGAAUUUACAGGGCAAUUAUCUAUUGACUAUGGAUGAUAUAUCCGAUGUUUAUUUAACCGAUUAUAUACCAAGUAUUUAUACGACACCAUUGUCACUUCACUACAAGCAUAACGGUAAAGACAGGCAAGGGGACGUAUUCGCAGAAAGGAAUGGAGUUGUUAUCAUUCUAUAUAACGUCAGCAAAGACGCCUUAGUCCUUGUGAAACAGUUUCGUGCACCCGUUUAUAUGCAGAACAUUCCUGAAACGGAAAGACACUCGCAAUUUGAUACCAUGAAAUACCCUGUAGGACUGGGAAUUACCCUGGAAUUUUGUGCUGGGCUUGAAGAUAAGGAUAUUCAAACAGAUAAGGUAGCACAGGAAGAAAUUUUGGAAGAAUGCGGAUAUGAAGUCCCUGUGGAUAAGCUCGAGAGAAUUGCUAAUAUUUGCAAUUUAUCUGAUACCACAGGUGCUAGAAGCACAUUUUAUUACUGUGAAGUAACAGAAGACAUGAGAGUUCAUGGCGGCGGGGGUGUUGAAGGGGAGAAUAUAGAAUUAGUUGAAAUGUCUGUUGAGGAUGUUGUUAAAUAUGCUAGUAAAAGUUAUGUUUGUUCACCUAUGAACUUUAUGUUUGGGUUGCAAUGGUUUUUAUAUAAUAAAUAUAAAAAAUAUUUUUUUUUUACUGUUGACCAUUGUUAGUUCUCUUUGCCGAAA